AUGGAAGCUCUCUAUGUAGAACAGCAUGGAUGCACGCAUGUGACCACGAGGGAGAGUAUGGAAGACCAGGUGUGUCCCCGUUGUAAAACCACCAAGUACCGCAAUCCCUCACUGAAACUGCUGGUGAAUGUAUGCGGACAUGCACUUUGCGAGAGCUGCGUCGAUCUUCUUUUCAUUAAAGGGUCUGGGUCAUGUCCCCAAUGUCAGAUCCCCCUACGCCGAAACAACUUCCGCAUUCAACUCUUUGAAGACUCCUACGUCGAGAAGGAAGUGGACAUUCGAAGACGCAUUUUGAAGGACUUUAAUAAGAGUGAAGAUGACUUCCCUGAUCUCAGAGAAUACAAUGACUACUUAGAAGAAGUGGAGACAAUAAUAUUCAACCUUGCCAACAACAUUGAUGUGGAUGAGACAAAGCGAAGGAUUGAGCAAUACAAGCGUGACAACAAGGACCAAAUCGCAAGAAAUCGAGUCAGGCCGAGCCAAGAGGACUUAGAACUUGAAGAAAUCCUCAUUAACGAGAAGGAGCUCCAUGAACUCCGCAGCCAGGAGUUUGUAAAAGAAGAAAAGAAGGAAAAGCUGAGGAAGAUGAGAGAAAAGGAAGCCCUCAUCGAUGAUCUGAUGUUUUCUGAAGGAGAUGCUAAGCAGAUUUUGGCCAUGCAUUCCAUCAAGCCAGCAGCCAAAGAAGUUCAGCAGCGGACUGAGACGAGGAAACCGGCGACACAGUUCUCAACUGGUAUUGCCAUUGGACAUAAGGGAUCAUUUGUCCCUCCACCCAAAGUGUCAGAAGCCCUUUUGUACUCUUAUGUGCCCCCUAAAGUGACUCUUUGUGGUCCUGAUGUGCCAGAACCAGAGAGACUGUCAAGUGAUGGGUACUUGAAGCAUGUACGGCAAGCAGAUGAUGCCUCUAUGGCAAGCGGUUUCAGAACAGAUUAUGCAUGUUACCGAGCCCUUCAGGAAGCCUUCAUUGGACUCUUCUUUUUCAAUCGAUCGGAUCCUUUGGAAAUGGAUACCAGCUGAAAUGACAGAAAUGAAAGAACUGUUGAACGACACAGCUGACAGCAUUAAGAACGCAGAAUAAAGGCAAAGCAGCAUGUUCUUGCAUCACUCAGUCC
Molecule: messenger RNA, 1112 nt
Organism: Darwinula stevensoni
Lineage: Eukaryota; Metazoa; Arthropoda; Ostracoda; Podocopida; Darwinulidae
Source: the annotation of a GenBank genome assembly